Molecule: messenger RNA, 8538 nt
Organism: Seriola dumerili (greater amberjack)
Lineage: Eukaryota; Metazoa; Chordata; Actinopteri; Carangiformes; Carangidae
Gene: zbtb4
Exons: 2
Coding region: 232-5298 (1688 amino acids)
Biological process (GO): regulation of DNA-templated transcription
Molecular function (GO): DNA-binding transcription factor activity, RNA polymerase II-specific; RNA polymerase II cis-regulatory region sequence-specific DNA binding
Source: RefSeq, a predicted model, not a curated record
CUGGCUACUGGGCUAACUCCCCUCUGCAACCUCACACGUACUGCAACUGAGGGAGCCACGUGCCGCCAGAGUCAGCGGCCGCUACCUUUGUCUUCCCCGCCACCUUUACACCUGCCUGUUCGUUUGUACAGCUCAAAAAAGAUCGUAGGACUACACAAACCUGUCCGGUCUCUUGGGGUGGCCUCUCAGCCUGAAGAAGAGGAGGAGGAAGGGGAAGCUGAGCAGUUGGAGAUGAAGGGUAAAAGGCAUGGAGGCCGGGGAGAGGCCAUGAUGGAGGACAGGUUAGAGGACAUGGCCGAUGGACCUAAAAAUGCAAAAAUCACCUUAAGCUUCCCACUCAGUGCUGCCCCCCUCCCGGCCUCCCUCACAUCUCCAAACCACUGUCGUAGCUCCUCCUCGUCCUCCCCUUCCCCCCACAGACGGCGGCCAUCCUCCAAGAGCUCAGAUGAGGGAUCGCUGUGGAAACUGGACGCGACCAUGGAUGUAAAGCACAGACCUUUCAAGCCCCCAAGGCAUGACAGCUCUCCGUCCUCUUCACCUUCCUCCUCCUCAUCUCCCAUGACUGUUCAUGCACUUAUCAGGAAGGAUAUAAAAUCCCCGCCUCCUCUCAAGUGCUCCAAACUCAAUCCAGAGACUCCGUUUCAGAGGUCGCCCCCAAGAUCCUCCAGCGGGUCUUUAGGGGGCUGUUAUGGUGGAGAUGGAUGGGAUGAGAGGCACAGGGUGGCCAACGGUACAGCCUCACCCUCUCAAACUGCCCAGAUCCUCUUCAGUCUGGGCACAUCAGCUUAUCAGAGGGGUGGGGAUGCAGAGAGGAGAGAAAAAAUAACAGGAAGACCAGCUGGUAAAGGUCUUACCGCACCCCCCCACUCAUCAUCCUAUUCCCCUACCGACAGCCUGAAGCCUGAGCUGAUUUGCGGGGUGUGCCAUCGGCUUUUCAGCUCGGCCUCCUCCCUCACAGUCCACAUGCGGCUGCAUCGUGGCAGCCGUGCCCUCAGUUGCCGUUAUUGUGGCAAAGUCUUCAUCCACAGCAAGAGACUGCAAUCCCACGAGACAUCCUGCAAGGUGCCAGGCCUUCCCUCCGACAGCCUGGGCCCUCCUUCUCUCACUGUGCAGCCGAAGGAGGAGCCGCUGGAGGAGGGUGAGGUGAGAGUGGAGGGGGGAAUGAUUGUGGGAGAAACUGACAUCAGUAAGGCGCGGCCAGGGAAGAAAGCACGGAGCCUCCUGGCGCGUAUCCAAGGUGAUGAUGCAGCAGCCGCAGAGUUACUGGCGGGUGAUGAGAACCAUUUUGUGAAGGUGGUAGAUGGCAAUGUCAUUUACUUCUGCUCUGUGUGCGAGCGUUCCUACAUGACCCUAUCCAGCCUGAAGCGUCACUCUAAUGUGCACUCAUGGCGCCGCAAAUAUCCGUGCCAUUAUUGCGACAAAGUCUUUGCCCUGGCUGAGUAUCGUACAAAGCACGAGGUGUGGCACACGGGAGAGCGGCGCUACCAGUGCAUCUUCUGCUGGGACGCCUUCGCCACCUACUACAAUCUGAAAACACACCAGAAGACCAUUCAUGGGAUUAACCCCAGCCUCAUCUCCAGUGAAAAGACAGCUAAUGGAGGUUAUAAGCAGAAAGCUAAUGCCCUCAAGCUCUACCGCCUUCUCCCCAUGCGCUCCCAGAAGAGACCCUACAAGACCUACAGUGACAGUUUGCAUAAUGGCCUGCUACUGCCACCGACUGACACACCUCCCCUCUCCCUGCCUGGCCUGGGCUGCGCUCUGGGGCCUGGGGACCUACAAAGCCUCAUCAGCGGAGCCCACCCUCAGAGUGUUAAGCCUGACCCAGAUGCCUUCCCCGAUGACUUCCCCGUUUCUGUGGCUGCUGACCACAGGGACCUCUCCCCACUCACACCCCUCGCCUCAACGGACAUGCCCCAGGUUAAAAAACACGAGAGCGAGGCCUUAGAGUUAGAGCAGGGCAGAGGUAGUGGCAGCUUCAAAAUGUCUAGUAGCAACAAAACCAAAACUCCCAAGACUGGUAAAGGCACAGAAACAAGCAUGCCGUCUGUGAUAACAUAUGGACAUACAAAACCCUCUGUCAUAGUUCAUGGAACAGCAGUGUCGUCCUCCGUCAUUGUGCACAGCAACCAGGUCACAUCUGGGAGUGAAAAGAGUCCAAUGAGCAGCCCGUCCCCUGAAACCAGCAACAGUCAGACUUCACACAAGGGCAGCCCGAGGCCACUGAAAAAGCAAAGGGAUAGUGCAGAUAACCAUAGAAAGAGGUCGAGAGACAGUUCAGAUACCACAGAGGAGGGUUCAAGAGGUGGACAGGACGCAGAGACAGGCAGAUUAUUUCACAAAUCACGCAAGUCCCACAGCAAGAGUGACAUCUCUAACACAAAGCAGCUGUCAGCAUCUGUAGGGUCACAGGUCAAAGAGGCAGGGCCGCUGUGUCAGAUUACUGUACGUAUUGGUGAGGAGGCCAUAGUGAAGCGCAGCAUCUCUGAGACAGACCUGAGGAGAGACAAGGGCCUUUCUCCCCCAAAAACCAAACGGAGUGAGACAUCAUCUGCGCGGGAAGCCAAGGAACCACGCCACUCUCACUCCCACCAUCAUCACCACAAACACCGCCUCCACCGCAGAGCCAGCAUGGAAGCAGAGGGCGAUAAGGAAGGAAACUGUGAGGAGGAGGUCAGGAAAAAGACCUCCAAAUCCCCGGAGGGAGUGAGAGAGUACUACUUCCGUCAGGAGGUGCGUGAGCAGGAGAGCGACCAUGACAUGGAGGAUAAUUUAUGGCGGCCUUACUACUCCUACAAGCCUAAGAGAAAGGCCCAAGCGCAUCUGCAGAGGGUCAAGAGCUGGCAGAGGAAACUGAAGUACAAGCGCUCCAUCCGGCUCAAGAGGAGGGCAGAGAGGCUCAAGAACCGUGUGAAUAAAGAAACGGAGAAAUCACAAGAUGAGGAAGAGGAUGGGAAGAUUGAGGAGACCCCAAAACUGUCAAAAGCUAACAGAGACAAGGGAGAGGGGAAAAAGAAAGAUUAUCUCUCUGCCCCUUUGAAGGAGAAAAACAAAGUCGCAGGAGAACAGGUUAAGGAGGCCCGUCAUGAGGUCCCCCCCCUUCCUCUGCACUCUCCAAAGCCCCCCCUGUCUACCUCAGUGGCUCCUACGGGAAUAAAGAGGCGGCCUUGGACUAAUGGGAAUGCAGCAGAGUGUGGUACAUGUGGCCGCUGGUUCUCAAGCCCCAGGAAGCGAGACAAACACGAGCUGAGCCAUCUGCUGGAGUUUGUAUGCCUCUUCUGCCGAGCCACUUUCCCUUCGAGGGAUAAGUUGGAAGACCACCAGAGAGCCCAGCAUCCCAAGCCUACUGAGGGACCCUCUGCACCCCCUAAAGUGGCUCUCGGCGAACAAGUCGAAGGGGUCGGGAACAAAUCUGUGCCAGAGAUCGCAAAGUUUGAUGAAGAAAAAGGGGGGCAGGUGGGCUUAGUAGGGAGAAAUUCUAGUCCAAGUCGCCUGAGCAGAAGAGCAUUAUCACGACACACCUGUCCACAGUGUCAUAAAGUGUGCAAGACAUCUUCAGCACUAACUCGCCAUAUCCGACGCCAUGAGUUAAGCAGUUCCCCAGAAAGAGAAAAGGAAGAUAAAGCCCCGGAGCCAAAAACAACAGAGACAGUUGUUAACGCCGUUAGCAGAGACCUAGAGACUGAAAAGGGACAGGUUCCCAGUGCUCUCUCUGUUUCAGUUAUCAGCUAUUCAACUCCAGACCCGCCCACCAGCGGUGACUGUUUGGCAUCACAGCAGCAUGAAGACCAUCACAGAGAACUGACAGAGGAACAUCACAUGUCAGAAUCCAGUGACAAACCCGAACUACCCGAGCUCACACAUCCAGCUCCAGAGAGGGAGCCCAGCCCACAUAUUGCAGACCCUCCAUUAGAAAGUCCAGUUAAUCUCACGCCCCCGAAACAUGAAUUCACACCUGCCGCACCAUCUACCCUCCAGAGUGUGCUCGUCAUGAAUGGGUCUGAAUGUCUGGACUACCGCACCCCCAGCAAAAAGAACCUAGACAGCCAGAUCCACAGAAUACCCAGCCCCGUGCACAUCGUGGCAUCCACCAACACCUCUCCAAAUGUGCCCAUGACGUCACAGACCAGAAUAACCACUGCUGCUCCUCCUGUUUCCAUGACAACAGCUCCCAGCUCUGAGGGGGGAUUCAUGAAACGGGAUGGGGUCAUUAUGGACAGGGAGAGGCAGGGUGGGGGUGGUAUAUUUCUACACGCAGGUUAUGAGGAACCACCUCGGGUCCAAGAUCUCAGAGUUCCAUCCCUGUCCAGGAGUCCCUCUCCCAAUGAAGCACAAGACCUGACCAUGUCCUCUAUACUAGCGAGAGAGAGGGAGAUAGAGAGGCAAAGGGAGAAAGAGAGGGAGCUCGAGAGACAGAGAGAAAGGGAGAGGGACAAAGAAAUGGAGAGAGAGAGAGAAAAAGAGAUAGAGAGGGCCCAGCAAAUGAGUAGAGUUGCUCAUGCCCCAGAGGAGCAGAUUGCGCUCUUGGUCCCUAAAGAGGAGCCCUUGAGUCCUGUGCCGUCCCCCCAGCACAUCCCCUGUCAAACCACUAUGAAUGGACCCUCCUCACACAGGCACACCCCCAAGUCCCCCUGUCGGUCCCCCUCAACCAUUGGACUGUUAGCUCAAGCCAACCGCCAGGUUCACUCCAGUUCACAAGGACUCGACAGGCUCUCACUGCCCACUGGAGCAGCUGGUGCCGGUGACCGCCCCUCUGCCCACGCUCUGCUUCUCCCCCGCGCCCCUCAACCACCUGAGCCAGAGCACCAGGACACUGUUUCUUCCAGAGAUUCUCAGCAGGGGGACGCCACCCCAGUGGGCUACUCUGCCCAGGAUUAUCCCCUACCCCUCAUUGUGCCGGACAGCUACCGCUCUGGUAAGAAGCAGGAGGAAAACCUGCUAAUGUCCUCCUAUCCUGCUGGAGCGCUUCCCUUUGGCCCACUGGGAAAAGUGAUGGUCCCUAAUGGCGGGGACCUGGCCAAGCUGCCAUUUUAUCCGGACCCUUACCAGCUGCUCUAUGGCCCCCAGCUGCUGGCCUACCCCUACAACUUAGCAGCUCUUCCUGUGGCUCUGAAUAUGAUGGCACCUGGGGGGGACAAGGUGGAGCCUCUGCCUUUCCUCCCAGCCAUCUUCAACUACGCAGCCACUGCUGGGCCCUACAUGGGCGCAGCGCCACACCCCCUUGUGGCAAAUCCCAGCCUGUACAGCGGCAGCAGUGGCAGCAGCAAGAAGCAACGAGACAGCAGCAGCAGCAAACCGUAGGACAACAGAAGCACUAUGAGGAAUAUAUUUUAAAGGGGACGGCCUGGCCUGUUUGGGAUGAGCGGGAGGGGUGCGUGCUCACUGGGUCACUGACUACACCCGUACAGUACCCCUGCCUCUCCUUUAUUCAGUAGAGAUCAGAGCUAGGCAUUAAAUCAGGAGUAGGUGUGAAGGGAGGAGAUGGAGCAAAGAAACGGGGAGGAUAGGCUGAUAUUAUAGUGACGUAUCAUUACUCCCCUCUCUUUACUCCUGCUCACCUUCCUCCGUUUCUCCUGUCUUGCUGUAGUGUGUCGUAGUUCUAGAGCUUGAUUAAUCUUCCUCUCUGACUCAUUAUAUUAUCUAUAAUAUAAGAAUAAGAACUGCUAACAGGGUGUGUGUUGUGUGAAAAAUUAGUUCAGUCUGCUUCCCUUUAUAGUCACCGCAUAACGAGGAUAAACGCUCUUCAGGGAAGGCUUGUGUGGGCAACGAUAAGGGAUGAGACAGAGGAGUCCUCACUCAACACAGUUGGAGGUGGAGCAUUAAGCAACUCAAACCUUGCGUAUGUUUGUUUGUGAGAAUGAGAAUGCAGGUGUAGCCUGCUGUGUUAAACUGUCCAUGAAAGUUAUAUAUGAGCAUGUACAUGCACACGUAUGUAGGGAUUUGUGCAUGCAGAGGUGGGCUUAAGCAGGUAUUACUGCGUAUGUGUGAAAGAGUGUGUGUCACUGUGUGUGUGUGUGUGUGUGUGUGUGUGUGUGUGUGUGUGAGUGAGUGAGUGAGUGUGUGUGUGUGUGCGCGCAUGAAUGGCUAGAUCAUUCCGUGUCAGACGCACACAGCAUUCCUACUCUAGUUGGAAUAGCUACUGUAGGUCAAUGUAUAGAAGUGCAUUUAGAAGUGAUUCCUCAUAUCCAAAUCAUUAAGAAGUCAGUUCUGUGGCUGAACGCGAGUCUAUGACAAUGACAGAUCAUCUGAGCUUCUAACGUCUCAACUAACCAUGUGACUUUGUGGCCAGAUGACACUGUAGGAUCUGUAUAGCAGUCACCAUAGUUUAUACCUUAUGUGCACAGCACAGAAAAGUAGUGGUCACUUAAAGGGGACACUUGUAGCUGCUUUGGAUAUGUAGCUGGCCACUGGGUAAGAAUUGAAGGCUGAUAGACCAUUGCACUUCCGUUUUUCAUCUCAUUUCCUUCACAUUAAAAAAAAGGAAAAGAAUAAAAACCAGUCAGCCUUCACCUUGCGUAGCUUUUACCUCUUUGAUUGGAAGAGGAAAAGGCUCCAUUUCCUAAGCCAGGAAGAAGAAGGCAACAGCAAGGAAGGAAUAAGAAAAAAAAAUGGAUUCAGGGUAUUGAGUUAUUUCUGGAUAGGAAAAGAAAUAUAUGGGCACAAAUCUUUUGGACUCCUGAGUCAGAAGGUCCCACAGAAAUGAUUUGGGGAACAAAAAAAAAAAAGUGUUCCUGCUCCCCAACUGAGGGGAGAUUGGAAAUAGUCUGAACUAUUUCCCCUCCUGCCCUGUGUCAUUUGCUAAGUGGUAGGAAAAGGCUGAGCUAAGCAGCCAAAGUGGUGGCCGAAACUCCCCAGAUGCCCUCCUGGGGGCCUUUUUGUUAUGUGUAAUGUUAUCUCUAUAUGUUUGUUUUGUUAAAGUAUGCUGUUGUUUAUGUUGUUUAGCCCUCUUACCAGAUGGAAGUGGCUUCAGUGAAAAGGGGGAGUAAACUUAAAAAUAUGAAUGUAAAUUUAGUCAUGAGGUUAAUGAAGUACAGCUGCAUUAAUGGUAGAGUUGGUUUCAGUUCCUUUUUGUUUCUGUUUUGACACAAAUAACCUGUUAAAGAACCGUAUAACGUCUGGUAUACAUAUAUACAGUAGUCCUAGGAACAUGUCAGUAAACUUGGGUUCUGUAUCCACAAAGCAUGAGCAACACUUGCUUCCUAACCGUUUAUAUCCUCAGCAAAUCUGGCAUUGUGCGCACAGCUUUUGUUUCCGUUUCCUUUUAUAUUUUCUGGCCUUUUAAUCUUCCAUAUCUCUGUUAAUAUUUUUUCUUUUGUUUUUUUCUUUUGUUUUUUUUUUUUAAUUAAUUAUAGACCACAGUUUGGAGAAGAUCCACAAAACUAGCUGCCACAUUUACAUCUCACAGUCACUAUUUAGGAGCUGUUUAAUUCUCCCUCUUCCCUCAAGCAUACACUCACGCACUGCACCUCUGAAUGAAGUACAUAUGUUUCGGUGUGUGUGUGUGUGUGUGUGUGUGUGUGUGUGUGUGUGUGUGUGUGUGUGUGUGUGUGUGUGUGUGAGAGAGAGAUGGUACUGGGGCGCCUUUUGGAUCAGGCAGGAGUGUUAAAACACAGCGUGACCAACUGAAAGGGCGCACAAGCAUCCCUUUGGGUGUGGUUACAAGCCUUUUGCGUGUGUGUGUGUGUGUGCGCGAACGUGUUUUAUGUGUACGAGAGCGAGUGACUGCGUGAAUAAGAAAACCAAAAUAAAAUCUGCCUAAGCAGCAUAUCCCUCGGCAGUAUAUGGGCCACCUGUUAUUUUUUUUUUUGUUUUUUUUUUUUGUUGUUCGACACUUUUCUGUGGGUUAGUUUCAGUGUAAAAAAGCCUUGCUGUCUCCAAUACACUAUCUCAAGCCAUUCCUGUAGAUGGACAUGUUUGUGUUUUUGGACCAUUUCUUAUGCCAUAGUUUGCCAUCACGGUUAUCAUACAGACCAAAAGCAUGCAAAUCGACGUAUUGUAGUGACUGGACUGGAAUCUGGUGGUAAUAUACAACUAUUUACUGUAUGUUUUAGUUUAAAUGAAUGUGCCUCUGCUUUGAUAUUUAAAUAAUUAUCUAUAGUAAGAUGUGGAUCUGCCAGAUUUCAACUGUUAAGGUGCCUUGUUAUGGCAUAAGAAAUUUGAAUAGCAAAUGAACGUUUUCUUGAGAAAUGACAGUAUGAUUUGGAGAUAGAUUUCAUGGCUUUGUUUGCUAUGAAGCUGUUCAUAGACGUAGGGGUGUGGCUAAACUGUUUUGGUAUCGUGUACAUGUCUAGGGUAAUACUGUGCCAUAUAGAGCCCACAAAAUAUGUUAAUGUUAUUUUUAAAAGAUGUUUUAAUGUUGCCUGAUGACUUUGUCUUUAGAUUUGAUACAAAGGCUUGUAGCCACAGCUCUCCCAAAGUCUGUAGUCUCCUUUUCCGACAUUCUUCUUGUUCUCUCUCUCUCCUCUUGUUUCCGUCUCCCUUUCUUUCUCUUUGCUGCAAUCAAACAAAAUAAAGUAUUAACCUGAUGACCCAAUGAAAUCA